This is a messenger RNA of Neohortaea acidophila, 1509 nucleotides long. Its product is annotated as major facilitator superfamily domain-containing protein. The transcript has 3 exons. Bases 1 to 1509 code for a protein of 502 amino acids. Gene Ontology annotation, molecular function: transmembrane transporter activity. Gene Ontology annotation, biological process: transmembrane transport. Lineage: Eukaryota; Fungi; Ascomycota; Dothideomycetes; Mycosphaerellales; Teratosphaeriaceae. The record is from RefSeq and is a predicted model, not a curated record.
AUGAGCCAAUCCCGGGGCGCCGACGCCAGCGAGACGACGCCUUUGCUGGUGUCGUCGAGCGAGCCCAAUGGCCCUCUGCCGACGGCAGUGACCAAGAGCGACAUUCCACCAACCGACGAACAGGACGCCGCCCAGCAGCACGAUGAAGCCGAACCCGCAUCCUCGCCCGCCUUCCCCUACGGCCAAAUCCUCAUCCUCUGCUACACCUCGCUCGCCGAGCCGGUCGCCUACUUCGGCAUCUUCCCCUUCAUCAACGAGAUGAUCAAUCUCAUCGGCGAAGUGCCGGUGAAGCGGAUCGGCUUCUACGCCGGCCUGAUUGAAUCGCUCUUCUCCCUCGUGCAAAUGCUUCUCAUGAUCUUCUACGGGCGCGCGGCAGAUCGUUAUGGCCGCAAACCGGUCCUGGUCUUCAGCUUGACGGGCAUCGCCGUGGGCACCGCCGUCUUCGGCCUGACGCAGUCACUGUGGCAGAUGGUGCUGGCCCGGACGCUGGCGGGAGUGUUUGCUGGAAGCGUGCUGACGGUGCGCACCAUGCUGGCCGAACUGACUACCAAAGAAACGCAGGGCAAGGCGUUUGCGUGGUUCAUGUUUAUGCGGAACAUGGGCAUUACGCUCGGUCCGGUGAUAGGCGGCCUCUUGGUCAAGCCAGCGGAGCAGUUUCCGGGAGUCUUUGGAGGCGUUGCGUUCUGGGAAAAAUUCCCUUACGCCCUAUCGACCUUCACCUGUGGAGGAAUGGUGCUCUCUGCCGCUAUUCUGAGCCUCGUGUCCCUUAAGGAGACCCUACACCGCAAGGACGCCGGAGAUGCUGCAGCAGAACCCCCUUUAACCACUAUGCAGGUCAUCCGAUCCCCUGGCGUGCCCAUGGUCCUAACCAUCUACGCCCACACCAUGUUCCUUGCCUUCGUGUAUACCGCCGUGUCCCCGGUAUAUCAAUACACAUUUGUGGAGUUUGGUGGCUUUGGAUUCUCGGAUCAGCAGAUUGCCCUCGCUCUCGCCGUUAUUGGCGUCAGCCAGGCCGUGUGGACGCUGCUCGCCUUUCCUUGGCUGCAGAGGAGAUACGGCACGGGGUUCGUCAUGCAACUCGGUGCCGCGGCCUGGCCGUUCUUCAUGCUCUCCUUCCCCAUCUUGAGCUGGGUGUUGCGUAAUGGAUGGACGACGGCCUUUUGGGUUGCUUUCGUCACCACGCUAGUGUUGGGGAGCUCCGUGGCGAUGACCUUUGUAUGCUGCCAGCUCUUCGUCAACGACAUUUCCCCUUCGCCAUCCGUCCUCGCUACUCUCAACGCGGUCGUGCUGACCAUGACGAGCGCCCUGCGCUCCUUUGCGCCUGUCCUCGGCACCAGCAUCUACGCAGUCGGGCUCGAGUCGGGAUUCGCCCACGGACAACUGAUCUGGUUCUUCCUCGUACCCCUCGCUGCUGCCUUGAACAUCCCCCUCUACUUCCUCCCCGAAGCGGCGUACGGAAGGCCGAUCAAAUCUGUUGCUGCGCAGGAGGAUGAGAGUGAAGAGGCUUGA